CCUGCGCAGGAUCACGCGCGGCGCCGACGCCGGCGAGGAGGCUACGGACAGCUCGCGGUGUGUGCGCGCACGCACGGGCGCACGCCUCGGGAAGCAUCGAGUCCCGGACGCCCAGCGCGGCCCGGAGCAGGGGGAAGGGAGGCGCGGCUCGGGCGGCGCGGGCGGAGGGGGCGUGAGGCCGCCCUACGGUGGCCGUCGAGGGAAGAAGUUACGGCGCCCACGCUGGGCCAAACGCCCCCGGCGGCCGCGCCGCAGCGCGCCUUCCUCCGCCGGGCGACCCCAGCCCGGGACGCGUGAGCCACCCCCGCAGCCGCCCCGCCGGCCCCCCAGCUGCGCGCCCCGGCACCAUGCGGCCGCCCUGCGCACGGAGCCCCGGGGGACAGGGGCGCCCGCAGGCCCGGCCUCCAGCACCGCCGGCCGGCCCCGAAGUCCGGGACGCCGGCGCCGCCGCGGAGAGGGCACCGGGCCGACGCCUCCCCUGAGGCUCAGCUGCGGGCUCCCAGGCCUAGGCGCCCAUGACCCCUACGCUGACCGCGCCUGGACGCCACCGCCGGGGCCCAAUGCCGGUCAUGCCCAUCCCGCGGCGGGUGCGCUCCUUCCACGGCCCGCAUACCACCUGCCUGCAUGCGGCCUGCGGGCCCGUGCGCGCCUCUCACCUGGCCCGCACCAAGUACAACAACUUCGACGUGUACAUCAAGACGCGCUGGCUGUACGGCUUCAUCCGCUUCCUGCUCUACUUCAGCUGCAGUCUGUUCACCGCAGCGCUCUGGGGCGCGCUGGCUGCGCUCUUCUGCCUGCAGUACCUGGGCGUGCGCGUCCUGCUGCGCUUCCAGCGCAAGCUGUCGGUGCUGCUGCUGCUGCUGGGCCGCCGGCGUGUGGACUUCCGCCUGGUGAACGAGCUGCUCAUCUACGGCAUCCACGUCACCAUGCUGCUGGUGGGGGGCCUCGGCUGGUGCUUCAUGGUCUUCGUGGACAUGUGAGGGCCGUGGGCGCGAGCUGGAUUCAUUGUCCUGGCCUGUGGCUGUGUUUUCUCCAAGGGUGGGGUUGGCCAGCACCUUCCCUUCUGCCCAUCCCGCAGGCAGGCACCGCUGCCUGGGUGCCCGCGGAGAGAAAAGAAAGGGCUGAGACUUAACGUGGUGGGGGUGCGGGUGCUGCCCCUAGGCUGGCUAACUGCACCCACCCUCCUCUCGUGCACUCAGGGGCGGCGCCCACCUCCCGGUGGCUCCUGCUCACACGUCUUCAGGUUGUACUUCGGAGUAGGCCUCUCUCCAGGACCACACCUGCCAGGGACUUUAGACAUCACCCUGGGAGACCCCUGGACACAGAGGACUGUGUGCCCAAGAGCAAAUCCUGAGGGCCUCCCUCACUGACACACCACACACUGCCACAAAGCUGCUCACUCUGCCAGGGGCCAUCUGAGGCCUGGCACUGCCCUCUGUCACCCUGAAGGGCUGUGGGUCCUGAGUCCCAGGCCAGCCUUCAGAGUCUCCUUGGUUGUGUAGAUGCAGUCUAGCAGGGGCCUCCGCAGGUUCCCAGCUCGGGGGCUAGCCUGGGGGAACCCUGAGAGCCAGGGGACCGACUCCAGCAACACUGGCCUGUCUGCCUGUUCCGAGAGGGCUGUCAAAAUGUCCCGUAGAAUCUGUGGAUUUCUGGGGAGGCAUCUCCAUUCCUUUCUGGCUUUUCUUGCCGGGAGUGGGGGAUUGGGCCUCUUUAUUUGAGGGAACACCCUCAAAGGAAGCCUGGGAGAUGGAGGCUGCAGUGAGCUGGGAUGGAGACUUUGUCCUGAGUGUCUGGAGCAGGGAGCGGAGGCUUCAGUGCGGCAACCACUGACCUGGAGCCUGUGUGGCACCAGCAGCCUCUUGCAGCCCCGGGCAUAUGCCAAGGUUCUACCCACGCCGUCCUCCAGUGACUGGGGGCUCUGGAUGACAGCACAGGGGCAGGGGGCUGGAGGGGCGCAGGUGCCUGUGUUCAGGGAGGGUGGCCACCGUGGGCCAGGCUCUCACCUAGGGCAGCAUGCUCUGUUCCUCAGCCUUGCAGCCACUGCACCACUAUGGCAACUGCCCACAGCUGUGUGACUUUGGGGGCAGAUGGGAGGGCGGCCUGAAUGAUGAUUGCAGGGACGACGGCAGAGGCCGCCCUGGAGCAGGACACAGGUUGGCAGCGCUCAGAUGGUGACCCUAGCUUCACACCAGUCCAUGUCCCCACAUCCGGGCAUGGGUGGACCCUGCCAGGCGGACCAGUGGCCCAGGAGCCGUGAGGACAGUUGUGUGCCGCCGGAAGAAAAACUUUUGGAGAAACCCUAAAUCAGGUAGAGAAAGCAAAAAAAUACUUGGCCAUAAACCGUGCUCUCUGAUUUGUUGGCAGCUUCUGUGGAUGACCUCCGAGGAGCCCCGCGGCGUCCAGACCCCGGGCAGGUGGGCGGGGAGCUUCCUUGCGGGGGUCUCAUUUCUUGCUGCAGAGAAUCUUUUGCACUAAGUCACGCUAUUUCCUCAAAGAAGCUUUGUUUUUUGUUAACGUGUUACUCAGAGUCGCCCAAGCCCCUUGGCAGAGGGAGAAGGAGUGGCGGGAGGGGCUGGCGGUGCUGCUCACUGGGUGUCAGCACCGCAGGGAGGGGCAGCACCCUGGUGCGCUCUGAGCACCUGGCUGCCUGCUGUCCCCAGUGCCUGUGAAUUCGUCAUGAGAUGAACCACCUGCAUUAAACCUAUUUUUUUAACAUGUU
Messenger RNA from Saimiri boliviensis boliviensis (Bolivian squirrel monkey), 2719 nucleotides. It is a transcript of the gene TMEM250, whose product is annotated as transmembrane protein 250. Lineage: Eukaryota; Metazoa; Chordata; Mammalia; Primates; Cebidae. The record is from RefSeq and is a predicted model, not a curated record.